AUGGCUCAGACAAAGAAUGAAUGCUGUAGUUUUGCUGCGCACUUGGCAACAGGUAGAUGGACCUCAGUCUUUGCAUCAUUUCUGCUCAUGGCCAGCGCCGGUGCAACAUACCUUUUUACGGUCUACUCCAACGAUAUCAAGAGCAAUCUUGAAUACAACCAGUCAAUGCUCAAUACAUUAAGCUCAUGGAAGGAUAUUGGUACAAGCGCUGGAAUUUUGUCUGGCCUUGUAGCCGAGGUCACUCCCACAUGGUUCGUGCUUGCCAUUGGCUCUGUCACCAACUUUUUAGGCUACUUCAUGAUAUGGUUGGCCGUCACCCGAAGAAUUCGCAAGCCUGAGCUUUGGCAUAUGUGUGCUUACAUGUUCAUCGGAGCCAAUUCACAGAACUUUGUAAAUACAGGAUCUCUUGUCACCUGUGUCAAGAAUUUCCAAGAGAGCCGAUCUAUUAUGUUGGGUCUCUUGAAAGGUUAUGUCGGGCUUAGUGGGGCUAUACUUACUCAAAUUUACUUGGCCAUUUAUGGGGAUGGUGAUUCAACAUCUUUAAUCCUUCUCACAGCGUGGCUCCCGACAUUGAUAUCAAUAGUGGUUAUGUACACAAUUAGGGAGAAGGAGGUUAAGAUUAGGCAACCAAAUGAGGUUAAAGUGUUCUAUCAGUUCCUCUAUUUAUCAGCCGCUCUUGCUGUGUUUUUGAUGACCAUUACACUAGUUCAACAACAUGUUGCCUUUUCUCAAACGGCCAAUAUUGGAAGUGUAGCGGUAGCGUGCAUCUUGUUGUUUCUACCUGCUGUCGUUGCCUUUAGACAAGAGGUACUCAUUUGGAACGAGAUGAAAGCACCUCCUACAACAAUAAUAGUUGAGAAGCCACAAGCCAUUCAGCAAGAACAAAAUACCUCUAUCAAAGAAGCAGAAGAGGAGACAACAAAAACGUCCUUUCUUGUAGACAUUCUUAACAAACCAAAAAGAGGGGAAGACUAUGGGAUACUACAAGCAUUGUUGAGCAUUGACAUGCUGAUUAUCUUCCUUGCAACACUCGUCGGACUUGGCUCAGGCUUGACUGUCGUUGACAACAUGAGACAAAUUGGCGACGCGCUUGGAUAUGAGCCAAAGACCACAAACACCUUUAUGUCCCUGAUAAGCAUAUGGAAUUACGCAGGGAGAGUAUUCUCCGGGUUUCUGUCUGAAACACUGCUCACGAAAUAUAAAGUUCCUCGUCCCCUUAUGUUGUCGGUUGUUCUUUUUCUCGCUUGCAUCGGCCAGCUUCUGAUCGCAUUUCCUUUCCAGAAUUCAAUUUACUUGGCUUCAUUGAUCAUUGGGUUUACACUUGGCGCACAGUUGCCUCUAGUUUUGUCCAUAAUUUCCGAGAUCUUUGGCCUCAAGCACUACUCUGUAUUGUUCAAUUGUGGGCAGUUGGCAAGUCCAAUUGGGUCGUUUUUGCUUAAUAAAGAACUCGCUGGAAGGCUUUACGAUAUUGAGACAACGAAGUUGUAUGGAAUAAAGGCUUUGGGGAAGCCACUUGUUUGCAAGGGGAAACAAUGUUAUGGCCUAUCUUUCAAAAUUAUGGCCAUUGCGACAUUCACUGGGGCUCUUAUUUCGUUGAUUCUGGUGGUGAGAACACUGGAAUUUUACAAAAGUGAUAUACAAAGGAGGUAUAGAGGUGAAACAUACACCAAGUUCAAUCAAGAGAAGGAGACUACAAUGGCAUCAUCUUCUGAUAAUGAAGCCAAGUGA
This is a messenger RNA of Corylus avellana, 1728 nucleotides long. RefSeq names its product protein NUCLEAR FUSION DEFECTIVE 4-like. Gene Ontology annotation, cellular component: membrane. NCBI's taxonomy places the organism in Eukaryota, Viridiplantae, Streptophyta, Magnoliopsida, Fagales, Betulaceae. The record is from RefSeq and is a predicted model, not a curated record.